AUGGAGCUAAGUAUAAAAGAAAAAAAGAAACUUUUGGAAAAUUUAAAACAUCGAAUGUUAAGAAUUGAAAGGGUUAUAGGUGAUAUAACAUUCUAUGACAAAAAUAAUCAGUUAAAAAAAAAACUUUCUGAAAAAUCUUUUGAUAAUAAAAAAAAUAAUUUAAUAGAAGAAUUUACCGAAAGUUCAAAUCAAUUUGAUGAUUUUGAAAACUCGGAUAAAUAUAAAAACAAUUUAGAUCAAAUCAAAUCAUCUUUGCAAAAUCUUUCAAUAGAUUUUUGUGACGAAAAAAAGAAAAACGAACUAAUGGAAAUUGUCAAAAAACAUAAACAUAAUAAUAGUAUUUCAGUUCAUAUAUGUAUCAUCAAAUUAAUACUUGAACAAAUAUCAAAAGAUUUUCUGAAUGAUGUUUAUAACCAAUAUAAAGAAUUUUACAUUUAUAUUCAUAGCAGUAGUAUAUUAGAUGUAUAUAGUGCAUUUGAAUAUAAAAGAAAUAUUAUAUUGUCUCAUAUAAAUUUUAUGAAAUGCUAUAGCUCUCAAAUUAAACAAACAAUUGAAUUAAAGGAUUAUAUAAAUAGCCAUAAAAUAUCAGAAACUGACUCAUUUAUGAAUCGACUAAACGAGAUAGAAACAAAAAGCGGCGUUUUAUUUUCAAAAAUUUCGGCAAUUAAUGCUUCCUUAGAAAAUGCCACAUAUAAAUAUGCCUUAAUAACAAAGAUUUUUUCUUUAAUUCUUUCGAAGCGCAAAUCCAAUAUAUCUUAA
Messenger RNA from Plasmodium berghei ANKA, 759 nucleotides. Its product is annotated as conserved protein, unknown function. Gene Ontology annotation, biological process: cytoskeleton-dependent cytokinesis. Gene Ontology annotation, cellular component: dynactin complex. The transcript has 5 exons. NCBI's taxonomy places the organism in Eukaryota, Apicomplexa, Aconoidasida, Haemosporida, Plasmodiidae. The coding region runs from base 1 to 759 and encodes 252 amino acids. The record is from RefSeq and is a predicted model, not a curated record.